Molecule: messenger RNA, 4359 nt
Organism: Phyllopteryx taeniolatus (common seadragon)
Lineage: Eukaryota; Metazoa; Chordata; Actinopteri; Syngnathiformes; Syngnathidae
Product: solute carrier family 66 member 2
Exons: 5
Coding region: 1-948 (315 amino acids)
Biological process (GO): retrograde transport, endosome to Golgi; phospholipid translocation
Cellular component (GO): trans-Golgi network; endosome
Source: RefSeq, a predicted model, not a curated record
AUGUGGGACGUUGUGUUUUCGAGGAGGGUCGCGUGUCGUUUGUUUUGCCUUCGAAGCCCACAGGACCCGCUGAGAAGAUACGAGGAGGACUCGCAUGCCGUGUUUUGCGCUCUGCCGGAAUAUUUGGUGAACGAACGCGAACGUUGUAAGUUGAGACGACAAGAUUUCGGCAUUCAGGAAAGCCGCGCGUCCCUGCUGCGAGAGUUUCCAUUGAAAAGCCAAGAAAUGUCAAGAAGCUCCGACUUUGCUUCUGACGCCACGACGGUUCCAGUGUGCCGGCUGAUGUUUGGUCGAGGUGCAGAAAGGUGGACGAAGGCAACAGGUAAAAGGUUCCUUGGACACUGCCGAUGGCCUCAUUGUAUGAUGGAUCCUCGGGUAAUUCCACAGGAGGAGGAAAUGGAAAUGCUGUUGUCCUGGGUGGCGUCCUGCCUCAUGGUGAUUGGGGGCGCCCUGCCCUACGUGCCCCAGUACCAGGAGAUCCAGAGGAGCAGCAACACUGACGGCUUCUCUACCAGAGUGUGUCUGGUCUUGCUCAUAGCCAACAUCUUGCGAAUCUUCUUCUGGAUUGGGAAGCAAUUUGAGCUCACUUUGCUGCUCCAGAGCGUGGUGAUGAUCCUCGCGAUGUUUGCUAUGCUCCACCUCUGCUGCACGAUCCAAAACACCAACCGUGUGAGCACCAAGCAGCACCGCCUUUCAGACUUGGAUUUGCACUACUUCUGGAAGUGGAAUGCGUUUGAGGACUACCUUCUCUUCUGCUUCGGCCUCAGUGUCCUUUGUGCAGUGGUCACCGUGCUGCUGCUAGACUCUGCCAUGUUUGUGGAGAUGCUGGGCUCCCUGGCUGUGGCGUUCGAGUCCAUGCUGGGCCUCCCUCAACUACUACAGAACUUCCACAACCGCUCCACCAAAGGCAUGAGCUCAGGGUGUGCCCCGCCUCUCGCCCGAAGAUAGCUGGGGUAGUCUCCAGCAUGUGAGGUUAAGCGGUACAGAAAAUGGAUGGACGGAUCAUUUUCAUGAUACAUUUAUGAUAUAUUUGUUAUUAUUAAUGAUAUGAUUAUUAUCACCAACUGUCUUCAUGAAUGUUUGCACAAACUAUCAGACCAAACAACAUUUGAUUGUCUUGUCUUGAUGUACAAUGUUUUCUUGCUGUUCUUUUGCAGUUGGCUAUGCCUUCUUUGCUGUUUCUCAAUUCUCCAAGGCACUGUAUAUACAUAUUAUGCUACACUGGUAUAGCGUGGACACAGACCAACAGGAGAAGGCGAGCAUGGCCUUGGUUCCCUGCUUUUCCCCCCCUUGAGAGUCUGUCCCUUUCACUGCAGACAAGAGGCAAAGAUGGCAUCUAUGUAAUAUAUUCUCCACAUGCUGCACUCUUCACUGUGAUGCUGCAGCUCAGCUCCUUUUCUAUUCCCAUCGCUUCUUGCCCUGCAUGCUUAAUUUCAGUGAACAGAACUUGCAGAAUUCCAAGUGAAGCUUGUCUGACAUUUUAAAUGGCUUCAUGUAUAACCUACAGACCCUUUCCAAAGAAAAUGUAAAAAGUUUCUUUAUUUCCAUAAUUCCAUUCCAAAAGUUACAUUUUCAUAGAUUAUAGAUUCAGGCCCCACAAUUUAAACAAUUUCAAGUAUGUAUUUGUUUAUUUUUACAUCAUUUCGUCUUCCAGCUCCAAAUUUGAGUACUGUGAAGAAAUCCGCCUAAAUUUUGCAGGUCAUAAAUGUUUUAAGUAACUGAGUGUCACACACUAAUCACCUCCUAAACUCAAAGCGCCUGCUUAGGUUUCCCCAGGUGUCAUUAAAUUGCUUCAGUUGGGUUCAAUAUGGGGAAGACUGCAUACUUGACAGUUGGUCAGAAGACCAUCAUUGAUAGCCUCCAGAAAAUGGCUAAGCCACAAAAGUUCCUAGCUAAGGAGGCAGGCUGUUCACAAUGGAAGGACAAAAUGUGGCAGGAAAAGAUCAGCAGAUUAUCAAAGAGAAGAAUAGAAGGGGUCCGGUUUGGUGGCCUCAGAAUUGUAUCUCUGCUUUUUGCAGAUGAUGUGGUUCUGUUGGCUUCAUUAAGCCGUGAUCUCCAACUCUCACCGGAGCGGUUCGCAGCCGAGUGUGAAGCGGCUGGGAUGAAAAUCAGCAGCUCCAAAUCUUGAGACCAUGGUCCUCAGUCGGAUAAGGGUGGAGUGCCCUCUCUGGGUCGGGGAUGAGAUCCUGCCCCAAGUGGAGGAGUUCAAGUAUCUUUGGGUCUUGUUCACGAGUGAGGGAAGAAUGGAACGGGAGAUCGACAGGCGGAUCGGUGCGGCGUCUGCAGUGAUGCGGACUUUGUAUCGAUCCGUUGUGGUCAAGAAGGAGCUAAGCCGAAAGGAGAAGCUCUCGAUUUACCAGUCGAUCUACGUUCCUACCCUCACCUGUGGUCACGAACAAGAUCCCGCAUACAAGCGGCCGUAGUUUCUCUCCCUUAGAGAUAGGUUGAGAAGAUCGGUCAUCCGGGAGGGGCUCAGAGUAGAGCCGCUGCUCCUCCGCAUUGAUAGGAGCCAAAUUCUGUUUAGGAUACCUCCCGGACGCCUCCCUGGUGAGGUGUUCCGGGCACAUCCCACCGGGAGGAGAACCCGGGGACGACCCGGGACACGCUGGAGAGACGACGUCUCUCGGCUUGCCUGGGAAUGCCUCGGGAUCCCCUCAGAGGAGCUCGAGGAAGUGGCUGGGGAAAGGGAAGUCUGGGCUUCCCUGCUGAGGCUGCUGCCCCCGCGACCCGACCUCGGAUAAGCGGAAGACGAUGGAUGGAUGGAUAUUCCCAAUUUUUUUGAAUUCCUAAUUUUGUGGGUUUUAUGAGCUGGAAGCCCAAACUAUGUCAAAAUAAACAAACAAAUACUUGAACUGAAUUGUGGCCCCUGAAUCUUUAAUCUAUGAAAGUUUAACUUUUUGAAAGGAAUUAUGGAAAGAAAUAAACCUUUCCAUGAUAUUAUAUUUUUUUGGAAAGGUUCUGUACUGCAUGUUGAUCCAUGGUUUUUAAAAAAGGUUUUAUGUUUUAAUGCAAAAAAGCUUAAAGAUGCUUUACUGUCUGUGAUUUACUGUUCAAUAGUCUACGGUGCUUUUGGUGAAUGUGCCCCGUUUCACUUUAAGGGUUGCAGCUGGGCUUUCUAGAACCAUCAUUUCACCUCAGAGCAAAGAUCUUGCCAAAGACUAAAGGAGCAAUACUACUACAUUAGGGUCCUUAGAUGACUGAAGAGGAGGCUUGAUGUUUUAUCCUCCUAAACUCACAUCUAUGCCUGCAUGCUCAAUACUGUAAUAUACCAUCAACCACUUAAGUAUCCUGCUAUUCCCAUGUAUUUAUUGAUUUUCAUUCAUUAGAGUGAUGUUAACAUCUUCAUGAAGAUAUUUAUACAAAAGUGUUGUGUCAUCACCCCAGUUGUACAAAUUCCGAACUUCUGCCCCAAUGAAAGAAGCAAAUCACUCACUGCACAUGGACUCAAGAGACUCCCUAUUUGGUUCAGUCUAGCUUGAACAAACAGUUGUACAGAUAUAACAAGUGUGCACGUCCCUCAUGCCAUCCCAUCUGAAACACUUGUUUUCUUAAUAUUGGAUUGGGAUUGGUUAAAUUUCAGUCAGUUAGCAAAUACCGUCCUAAACUAUUUGUAUGUACUUCGUUCGUUGACAGUCAGGUCAGUUUGUCCUUCAUGUGCUUUAGCAGCUCUGCAGUUGUGCUUGCCUACACAAGUGUGGUGGGUCUCAUCAGCAACGGGGGACAAGACAGACUACAGGAGUGAGGUGAUUUGCACGGGCAACCAUUUCUCCCCGAAUGUGGAGAAAACCAAGGAGAUUGUUGUGGACUUCAGGUGGGUGCGCUCCCAGCAUGCUCCCCUGAACAUCACCGGUGCUGCGGUGGAGAGGGUGCGCAGCACCGAGUUCCUGGGAGUGCACGUCACUGAGUACCUCUCCUAGACCAGCAAAUAUCUCAUCGCUGGCCAAGAACGCUCACCAGCCAGAGCCCCGACCCCCGUUCUCCAGAGGGACCCUAAAGAGCCUCCUUACCAGCUGCGUCGCUGUGUGGUACGGAGCCCGCGCCGCAUCCUGCCGCAGGACUCCAUCGCGUAGUGAGGGCAGCUGAGAAGAUCCUUGGGACCUCUCUUGCCUCCCUGCAGAACAUUUACAGCACCCGCCUAGCAGGGAUGUCACCCAUCCAUCUUGUUGUAAUUGUUUUUGUCAAUCUUUUUACAUUUUAUAACUUUAAACGCGAUUGGGUUUUAACCAUGCCAAGAUAGUUUAGAUAAUUGUCAGCACCGUGGAUCAUAUUGCAACACAAACCUAUUUGAUUCUGGACUGCUAUCUUUCACCUUUUUCUCAGGAAUACUUGCUAUUUUUACUAAUAUUUGGAAUGUAGCAG